GUCAGAAGGCGCGCCUGACCGAAGUUUGUCCGGAUUCUGCGGGCGUGAGUCCUGCCCUUUGGAGCUCAUGGUGCGCUGCGGUUGCGCGUUGUUGAGAAAGUAUGGAAAUUUUGUUGAUAACCUAAGAAUCUUCACCAAGGGAGGAAGCGGUGGAAUGGGCUACCCUCGUUUAGGUGGAGAAGGUGGAAAAGGUGGUGAUGUCUGGGUUGUGGCCCAUAAAAAUAUGACCUUAAAACAACUUAAAAACAAAUAUCCUCAGAAACGGUUUGUGGCUGGAGGAGGAGCAAACAGUCGAGUGAGCGCGCUGAAGGGCUCCAAGGGAAAGGACUGUGAGGUGCCUGCUCCUGUGGGUAUCUCAGUGACUGAUGAAAACGGCAAAGUGCUAGGGGAGCUCAAUAAGGAAGAAGACAGAAUUCUGGUUGCUAAAGGUGGCCUUGGUGGUAAAUUACAUACAAAUUUCUUACCUUUGAAAGGCCAGAAGCGAAUAAUUCACCUUGACCUGAAAGUUAUAGCUGAUGUAGGCCUAGUAGGAUUCCCAAAUGCUGGAAAAUCCUCCUUACUAAGUCGGGUUUCCCAUGCAACACCUGUGAUUGCAGAUUAUGCAUUUACAACACUAAGGCCUGAACUUGGAAAGAUUAUGUACAAUGAUUUCAAACAGAUUUCAGUAGCUGAUCUCCCAGGUUUGAUAGAAGGGGCACAUAUGAACAAAGGCAUGGGCCACAAGUUCCUCAAGCAUUUAGAGAGAACCAGACAACUGCUUUUUGUUGUUGAUGUAUCUGGAUUUCAGCUUUCUUCUGUAACUCCAUAUAGAACUGCCUUUGAAACUAUAAUUCUUCUUACAAAAGAGUUGGAGUUAUACAAAGAAGAACUGCAGACAAAACCAGCACUCUUGGCAGUUAAUAAGAUGGACCUGCCGGAUGCCCAGGUUAAACUUCAUGAACUGAUGAAGCAGCUCCAGAGCCCUAAAGAUUUUCUGCAUUUGUUUGAAGCAAAGAUGAUUCCAGAGAAGGCUGUAGAAUUCCAGCAUAUCAUUCCCAUCUCAACAGUCACUGGUGAAGGGAUUGAAGAGUUGAAGAACUGUAUAAGAAAAGCACUGGAUGAACAGGAUGACAAAGAAAACGAUGCAUAUCAUAGCAAACAGUUGCUUCAUCUGCGGAGUUCCAGUUCAGUGUCUUAGACUGAGCCACCUCAAACUGUGCUGCUACUAUUUCCAGAAAGGGCAGCAUUUAAACCUAGUGUGGCAUAUUGACAGAGUACUAUUUGGUUCUAAGGAAUCAGAAAAUCGUGUUUAAAACACGGAUGAGCCUGUAGUGCAUUAUGAUCAAAGAAGCAAGGCAGGCACAGCAAGACAGAUAUCAGUGGUCUCACACAUGGAAUCCUAAAAAGACAAAUGGAGCUGACAGAAAUACUGAAAAUGGUAACUAUUCCUGGUACAAGUAGGAGCUAGAAGAUGAAGAGAGUUGGUCAAAGGAUACAAAGUUUCAGUUAAGCUUUACAGACGACCUGGUGUGUACCUUGUUUAUAGAACAAUGAAUCAUACUUUGAAAUUUUGUAAGAAAGUAGGUUUUAAGUGUUCUAACUAUUAAAAAAUUUUGAGAAAAAUAUCUUUUAAAGUAGAUUGACUCUGUAUUUCUAAACAUGCUGUGUAUAAUAACGAUGCAUGUAUAAUUUUGUAUCAAUUAAAAAUAGCAUUGAGAUUACAUUAAUUUAAAAGCUUGUCCACAUUUUAAAGAUAGUAUUUAUUGGUAGGUUUCCUGAUAUAUGUGUCAUCAUUUGUUGAGGCCCAUACUGCCCGGCUUGGUGGCCACUGUGUUGCAGACCAUUUUGCCCCAUGCUUUGGGGCCAAAAUGUUGCAGCCUGCGCUGUUGCUCUGGUCUGUGGGUCAGGGUCUAGCAAGAGACUCGAAGAAUGAAGACAAGAUAGGAUGUGUGAUCAAGUCCAUUUUCUCUCUCUUAUUGUCUCUCCUUCAUUGAAGGGAAGACUGGGGUAUUUAUACACUUUGUCACGUGCCUUGCAGGUGUGGAUAUGACGUAAGCCUUACAGACAUGUAUAGUGUGGAUAACACAUGCACCGUGUGCCUUGCAGGCGUGGAUACAAUGUGCGCCUUGCAGCUGGGGGCACUGAACAGCAAAACAAGAUAUGUGGGAUAAACAAGAUAUUUAUCAGAGUGUGCUUCAGCUGUUGUAAGCUGUUGAAAACAAAGUCUCAUGUCAGGGUAUAUGGCUCAAGAUGGCUGCAAAGCUGAUAGCCGCUACAAGUCAGCUCCCAACAAUCAUUCAGGAAGAUAAAUUUUUAUUCUCCUUCUGGUUUUAGCUCAGCAAGGCGAUUACCUUUUUGCAUAAAGUGUACAGAAGACCCAGGCUAGCAAAGCACACUGAGACCAGCAGGGCUCCUGUAUUUUAUUCCUGAUGUGGGUGGUGACUGGGUCCUAUCCCAUUGGUGGGAGCUUCAGGACCUCACAGUCUGACUAAUAGCUAAUUGGGUCAAAGGGUCCUCACUGGUUAACUUUGAUUUUCAAGUUUCUUACAACUACCCCCUCUUUAUUACAUUAUUUUUCAAAUUUAGGCAGUUUAUGUUAGCCACUUGAAGUUUCUAGGAAAAGUACAUUAUAUAAUGAGUGCGGAAGCCUACCUUCCAAGGAGAUAGAUUUUAUUAAUUCCUGAUUGAAGUAUUUAAAGAAUACUUACAAAUAGAGAUUUUUUUUCCCUUUAGGUAAAAUUUAUUAUGUGAAAUGUACAUGUUCUCUUUUAAAAAAAUAAAUUCAAGCAGUACACAGGAGUAUGAGGCAAAAGACAUUUCUGUUUGCUGAGACCUUCAGUCUGGUUGAGCUUGUGUUUUUAUGGAAAAUUUUACAUUUUUUUCCACAAAUGAGUAAUGAGUUCACUGUAAUAUUCUCUGUCUCUCUCUCUCUCUCUCUCUCUCUCUCUCUCUCUCUCUCUCUCUCUCUCACACACACACACACACACACACAAAGUAGCAGCAAGUUAAUGAGCUUUAAAAACCUCCUUAGCCAAGCCUGGUGGUGUGGGCCUCUCUAUUCACAUUGUUUGGGAAGGAGAAGUAGGGGAUUUUGAGUAAAAAGUCCCUCCUGGGUGACAUAGCAGGUUCUAGGUUGCUCUGCACUUUAUAAUGGAACCAGGUUUCAAAAAUAUUGUUUUUUAAUAGUAUGUUUAUUUUAUUAUUGUAUGUGGUUUGCUAUUUUGUCUUCAAGUAAGUACAUGUACCAUGUGAUGUGUGAAUGAAAUGCCUGUGGCAGCCCAAAGAGGGUGUCAAAUAUCCUGGGACUGGAGUUCUCUACAGUUGUGAGCCACCAUGUAAGAGCAGCCAGUGUUCUUAACUGCUGAGCUGUCUCUCCAGCCCCUUUCUUUAAUAAUACUUUUUUGUUAAAAAUUAUUUAAUAAUUUAUUGUUUAGUAACAGUUGUGGUCACUGACCCUUUUUUAAAAAUUCUUUUUUAAUUGUAUGUUGAUUGGACUUAAAUUUCUUCUGACUUGAUAAUAUGUAUUGUUGGAUAAAAAUAUUAUUUUCAUUUUAA
Arvicanthis niloticus (Nile rat) is the source of this 3534-nucleotide messenger RNA. It is a transcript of the gene Gtpbp10, whose product is annotated as GTP binding protein 10. Gene Ontology annotation, cellular component: mitochondrion. The record is from RefSeq and is a predicted model, not a curated record. NCBI's taxonomy places the organism in Eukaryota, Metazoa, Chordata, Mammalia, Rodentia, Muridae. Gene Ontology annotation, molecular function: GTP binding; GTPase activity; magnesium ion binding.